Messenger RNA from Saccostrea echinata, 1230 nucleotides. RefSeq lists its product as uncharacterized. Gene Ontology annotation, biological process: peptidoglycan catabolic process. NCBI's taxonomy places the organism in Eukaryota, Metazoa, Mollusca, Bivalvia, Ostreida, Ostreidae. The coding region runs from base 1 to 1230 and encodes 409 amino acids. The record is from RefSeq and is a predicted model, not a curated record. The transcript is spliced from 5 exons. Gene Ontology annotation, molecular function: zinc ion binding; N-acetylmuramoyl-L-alanine amidase activity.
AUGGAUGGAGUUUUCAAAGGAUUUUAUAAAUGGUUAAAACAUUGUAAACGAACACCAAUCAUUCCGCCAUGGGCAAAAUUGCUUGUGUUUUAUUUGGAAAAUAAAACUGGGAAAGACACAGAUGUCCUGGCCAAUGAAACUGGUAAAACACUCUCCCAGUCUUUUAAGUGGAAGGAAACUGGUUUGAGUUAUAAAUCAAUCGGUCCGGAUAUUUUCAAAGAAUUAAGUUCAUCCAUUCCAAUUCAUGUUCACCUUUACUCGGAAACAGAGGACUACCAAAAGAUUAAAUUAGCUGUUAAUAAUUUAAAAGAGUACCUUGCAAAUCGUACAGCACUACUAAUAACUUUGAGUGACGGCACAAACAUUAAAGUGAACAAUGUUGUGAGUUGCAGUGACCCUCAAUGUCUGAUAUACGAUUUAUUCCCCUUCCAAACCGACGACCCAUCCUGCAAUGCCUAUGAUGGGAAAUGUCAGAGUGACACAACACAGUGCAAAGGGGGUUCUUAUAUCCCUGCUCAUUGCUACGAGAAUUCAACACACAAAUGUUGUUUGCCAACUCCACGAGAUCAAGACACGGGUGAUUGUAAAGAUCUAGACCUACCAAUCCUGUCACGUGACACAUGGGGAGCUGCCCGUCCGGACUUAAUUUCAAACAUGUCUUUACCCGUAACCAAGUUCUUUUUGCACCACACAGAAACGGGGAAUUGUCAAGACACAAAAUCAUGUUCAAAAUUGCUUCAAAGUAUACAGCGCUAUCACAUUGGAAAAGGGUGGCAUGAUAUUGCCUACAAUUUUCUAAUCGCUGGCAGUGGUCAGACCUUUGAAGGACGAGGCUGGAAUCGCAUUGGAACACAUACAAAAAAUUAUAAUGAUAUUGCAUUGGCCGCAUCUUUCAUUGGAAACUUCAAUAACACAAUGCCUUCUAAGCCGGCACUGAUGUCAGCUCGUAAGCUUUUGGAAUGCGCUGUGUACAGAAAAGUUAUCAUUCCAUCGUACAAACUUUACGGACACUAUGACGUAACAACAAAAGAUUCUGAGUGUCCCGGCUACACGUUGUACAAUGCCAUAAGGAAAUGGUCACACUACCAAAUUAACGCAGAUAAAGAUAAGCCUUGUUUGCGAAAAGGUGGUCGCUGUUGGCCUAAUUAUAUCCCCUGCAACGGCACGUAUUACGAGAGUCUGUGUGAAGGAAACUCUCAGAGGCAGUGUUGCAUUCCUCCCUUUACUUAA